This is a messenger RNA of Microdochium trichocladiopsis, 1265 nucleotides long. RefSeq lists its product as uncharacterized. The transcript has a single exon. Lineage: Eukaryota; Fungi; Ascomycota; Sordariomycetes; Xylariales; Microdochiaceae. The annotation marks the transcript as partial. The record is from RefSeq and is a predicted model, not a curated record.
GAUGUCCAGCAUGGGGGUCCGGCCGCCAGAUCAGCACUUCAAGAUGUCAACACGCGACCCAAAUCCCGUGAACUACACCUGCACGUGCCCAUGCAGCAAAGCAGCAGCUGAAGCGGGCGCCGUCCUGCUCUUUUACCGGUACUUCUCCGCACCCCCUGCCCUCCCUUUCGACAUCACGCCCGCCCGCCUUCAAGAACUACAGAGCUUCCACCAGACCCUGGUCACAGAUCUACAACUGGGUUGCAAGAUCAGGCUGUCCACUGAAGGCUUCAACAUCACCAUUGGCGGCACAAAGGAGGGCAUCGAGUCUUAUAUCGCAGCCUGCAUCCCGCACUGGUCAUUCGCCUCGCUGCCGCUGUCAACGCCGCAAGAUGUAGAUGCCUUCUUCAAGCCCUCUCGAGGGUGCGCGUGCGUCUUCGCAGGUAAGCAAGACGUCCUGAUCAAGGCGGAGAUCACGCCCCUCGGAGUGACGAAUUGGCUACCGAAGGACUGGGAUGUCGUCAAGGAGCUCAGCCCGCCGGAAUGGCACCGGCGUGUCGCCAAAGAGGAGAACAUCACCAUGGUGGAUGUAAGAAACCAUUACGAGUCGAGACUGGGAUACUUUGUCGGCAAGAGCGGGCAACCGGCUAUCCGGCCUGCCGUGCGGCGGUUCGGGCAGUGGCCUGCCUAUGUCAAGAUGGCUGUCAAUGACAGGGUGUUUGGGAGUCGUAUCGCGGACGCACAAGCGGUGGCGACAACGACGACGACGGAGCAACAGAGCGUGUUCACAUAUUGUACGGGAGGAAUCCGGUGCGAGAAGGGCGCACGGUGGCUUGCGGAGGAAAUGAAUAGGACUGCGAACCCGGAACACCCGGCAGCGGAUGUUUACACGCUGCGAGGCGGGAUAGCGGCAUAUCUGACAUGGAUGGAGGCCGAGAUCGCCGCUGGGCGAAUGCGGCCUUCAGAUUCGUUGUACAGAGGGAGAAACUUUGUGUUUGAUGCUAGGGGGUCUCUGGGUCUGGACGGCAGCGAGAAGGUGGCAGCGUGUGUCGAGUGCGCCAAGCCGGGGGAUGGGAUCAGGAAAUGCACCAGUGCAGGGUGCUACCUGGUGCUUGUGGUCUGUGACGACUGCUCAGAUGUGCGUUGUUGCACUGACUGUCGCGACAUGGAUGCCGCGAGGGCCGCGCCGCCAAGGCGGAUGUGUGAUUGUGAGAAAGCUAGGGAGACGAGUCUUUGGGGGAAACAAGCAAAGGUCAAAUAGAGACAUUUCUCAAGCUCAACCGGAG